GAUACCAGAACACAUUAAUUGUAACUCCAAUUUUAUCCAUACCUUCACAUGCAUAUAAAUAGUGUGUAGAGUUCCCAAUCUUCUUGCAUCACUCUUAGUUUCCACAUAUAUAAGAGCAAAUAGAGUUGUACGUACAUAGCAAUGGCGUCCAGAAGUGGAUUGGUUGUGUUCGAGGAUUCGUUUCCGACGAUGUUGGAGAGGUUAGGCGAGGAAGGGUUUAUGAGGGAGUUGUGCAACGGGUUCCGUCUGCUGAGGGACGAGAAGAGAGAGGUGAUCACAUUCGAGAGCUUGAAGAAGAACUCGGCGCUGUUGGGGUUGCAGGGAAUGAGUGAUGAAGAGUUGAGGUGCAUGGUGAGAGAAGGUGACUUAGAUGGAGAUGGGUGUCUGAGUGAGAUGGAGUUUUGUACUCUCAUGUUUAGGUUAAGUCCUGCUUUGAUGCAGACUUCUAAGGAAUUGUUGGAGGAGGCUAUAGUAAGCAGUAGGUGCUGAAAUGUAACCAUGCAAGCUUAAGAAAAUUAGUCAGCAGUGGAUUUAUCCAAGAAGAAAGAGAGUGCUCCACUGUGAGUUAUUAUGGAAUUAAGUACUGUCGUUUCUCUUUUUUUACUCCAAGUGGAUCGAAAAGAGAGUGCUAUUUCCUUUUUCUUUAUUUAUGUAACUCCUACCUCGUUUUUAUUUGAUUCGACCUCAAGAAAAUAAAGUAUAUUGUUGUUCUUCA
This is a messenger RNA of Rosa rugosa (rugosa rose), 715 nucleotides long. RefSeq names its product calcium-binding protein KRP1-like. Gene Ontology annotation, molecular function: calcium ion binding. Lineage: Eukaryota; Viridiplantae; Streptophyta; Magnoliopsida; Rosales; Rosaceae. The transcript has a single exon. The record is from RefSeq and is a predicted model, not a curated record. The coding region runs from base 142 to 489 and encodes 115 amino acids.